Molecule: messenger RNA, 661 nt
Organism: Onthophagus taurus
Lineage: Eukaryota; Metazoa; Arthropoda; Insecta; Coleoptera; Scarabaeidae
Source: RefSeq, a predicted model, not a curated record
CUCUAUUUUAUAGGCACAUUUGGUUCAACAGUCAAUAUCCAAAUUAAUGAGUAAAAUAUAUACUAUUAAUUAAUAAAUAAUGCAGGAACUUCCAAAUACUCAAAUUACUCGUGCAGAUGAUGAAAACAUUGUUGGAAAUCCUGUCGGAGUUUUGCAAGAACUGUGCCUUUCCAAAGGAUGGACACUACCACUUUACGAGUUAGAGCACGAAGAAGGUCCUGCACAUGAACGCCAAUUUACAAUAUCUUGCCUAGCUUUAUCUCGAAAGGAAUACGGAAGUGGUAAGUCAAAGAAAUUGGCAAAACGAAUGGCCGCCCACAAAAUGUGUAGAAGAAUCGAUGAAUUGGGACUUCAAAAUGAUACAGAAACCACAGAACCUUACAAAAUAAAACUUGUACUGGACAUCCUAUUUAAUCAUUUAAAAAUCGGAGCAUCAUUUGGUAUAAGAAAUCGAGGAAAAAUUUUAAUUACCACUAUGUUUUUGGUUUUAAUUAUGUUGGCAAUAUAUUAUUUUAUUGAUUAUGAGGUUACAUGUACUGCCCUAACAACUUUUCCUUUAGAUACUGAGGAACUGGACUAAAUACCGUAAAUUAGUUAAAGAAAAAGCAAAAAUGUUUUCCCGUAUUCGUUUUGAUUUUUAAUAAACUACAAAAACAAUUAA